CCCCCCCCCCCCUCCACCCCAUGUGUUGUGUGAACCAACUGCGCUAAGAGCCCCACUUGCAAAGAAGGAGACGCGGCACAAGGCAGCGAGCAGCGGCGGCGGCAACAGCGGCGGCAGCCGGAGGAGGAGAAGCAGCAGCAAAAUAAAGAAAAGGGGGGGAAAAAAGAGAGAGAGAGAAAGAAGCAGCGGAAAGAAAGAGAGAAAAAAAAAAGCGAAGCCGAGCUCGGUUGAUGUUUCCACAACCUGGACUUCAAAAAACUACAGCGAACCCCUCCGCUUUCUGCGCCGAGAAAAGUCUUUUUAGUGGUGCAAUUUUUUUUUUUCCUUUGCAAGCCUUGUGUGUAAUCUUUAACCUUUUCUCCGUUCUUAUUUUGAUGGCUUUCCUGAAUGGCUGACUGUGAGCUUCCCUGGACCUGGCCCCCCGACACUCGCCUCUCCUCCUUCAACUCCUCUGCAGCAGAUCAGCUUUAAGAGAGAGAGAGAGGGAGAUCUUCGAAGAGAUUUUUUCCUCUCUCUCUCUCUCUCUCCCCCCUACCCCUACCACCCCCUUACUUUUCUGUCUUUAAGCCAGACAAUCGACUCGCAAUCUGCCCCCCCCCAACACCCCUCGUCCUCCGCCUUCGCUGGCAUUUUUUUCUGUCCCCCCCAACCCCCCUUUUCUCCUUUUUUAAGGGGAAAAAAAGAGAGAAACUGCUGCAAAGCUGAUCUGAAAGCAAAGCAAACAAACUUUAAAAAUAAAGGGGGAACAGGAAGUUUGGAAACGGUGUCCAAUAGAUAUGGCAAUGGUAGUUGGUGCGUGGCGAGACCCCCAGGACGAUGUACCCGGAGCUCAGGGAACUCAGCCUGCUCAAGCCCCUCCAGUGCAAGGACCACCAGCUGGGGCCCCUCACACACCACAAACCCCGGGACAAGGAGGGCCCCCCAGCACUCCAGCCCAGACCAACCAGCCAAGCCAGCAGAGCCAAGGAGGAGACAAGCAGCAACAGCAGCAGCACAUUGAAUGUGUGGUUUGUGGGGACAAGUCUAGUGGCAAACAUUAUGGCCAAUUUACCUGCGAGGGUUGCAAGAGUUUCUUCAAGCGGAGUGUCAGGAGGAACCUGAGCUAUACUUGUCGUGCCAACAGGAACUGUCCCAUUGACCAGCACCACCGCAAUCAGUGUCAGUACUGCCGGCUCAAAAAAUGCCUCAAAGUUGGCAUGAGACGGGAAGUUUCUUCUUUAUUUACUGCAGCCGUCCAGAGGGGCAGAAUGCCACCCACACAGCCAACUCAUGGUCAGUUCGCCUUGACAAAUGGGGACCCUCUCAACUGCCAUUCCUACCUAUCCGGAUAUAUCUCCCUUCUUCUGCGAGCAGAACCUUACCCAACCUCCCGCUUUGGCAGUCAAUGCAUGCAACCCAACAACAUCAUGGGCAUCGAGAACAUUUGUGAACUGGCAGCCAGGAUGCUCUUCAGUGCGGUGGAGUGGGCCAGGAAUAUCCCCUUCUUCCCAGACCUCCAGAUCACAGACCAGGUGGCCCUCCUCAGGCUGACCUGGAGCGAGUUAUUUGUGCUCAACGCUGCCCAGUGCUCCAUGCCCCUCCACGUUGCUCCUCUCCUGGCCGCUGCUGGUCUCCACGCUUCGCCGAUGUCUGCUGACCGAGUGGUCGCCUUUAUGGACCACAUACGAAUCUUCCAAGAGCAAGUAGAAAAACUGAAAGCAUUGCAUGUCGACUCUGCAGAAUAUAGCUGUUUAAAGGCCAUAGUCCUCUUCACCUCAGAUGCCUGUGGUCUCUCUGAUGUAGCCCAUGUUGAAAGUUUACAGGAGAAGUCACAGUGUGCUUUGGAAGAAUAUGUUAGGAGCCAGUACCCCAACCAACCAACGCGAUUCGGGAAGUUAUUACUACGUCUUCCCUCACUGCGCACUGUCUCAUCUUCUGUCAUAGAGCAAUUGUUUUUCGUCCGUUUGGUAGGUAAAACCCCAAUAGAAACCCUAAUCAGGGAUAUGUUACUGUCUGGCAGCAGUUUUAACUGGCCUUAUAUGUCCAUUCAAUAAAAUAUUGGAGAAAAAAAUUAAAAUAUAUAUAUUGAGAAGGGAGAUGAAAGAGAGGGAAAGGAAAGCAAAUGACAUUUGGGUUCUGGUGGUUGCUUAUAUUUCCUUCUGCUAAGGAUGUAAAAGGAUGUUACAAGUUUGCUAAAAGAAGACAGGAAAAAAAUAAUGGACUGUGAAUUAAAAAAAAAAAAGACUCUCAAAUGAACUUUUACAGAAUGCAUUAAAAACUCCCGUGUCAUUAAGAGAAAAAAACUUGCUACUUAUCAUUUCUUUUGUUUAAAAAAUAAAGGGAAAAGAAAAGUAAAAGAAAAAA
This is a messenger RNA of Terrapene triunguis (Three-toed box turtle), 2343 nucleotides long. RefSeq names its product nuclear receptor subfamily 2 group F member 2 (gene NR2F2). The coding region runs from base 777 to 2033 and encodes 418 amino acids. Lineage: Eukaryota; Metazoa; Chordata; Testudines; Emydidae. The transcript is spliced from 3 exons. Gene Ontology annotation, biological process: anatomical structure development; cell differentiation; negative regulation of transcription by RNA polymerase II. Gene Ontology annotation, molecular function: RNA polymerase II cis-regulatory region sequence-specific DNA binding; nuclear receptor activity; retinoic acid binding. The record is from RefSeq and is a predicted model, not a curated record.